Perkinsus marinus ATCC 50983 is the source of this 2799-nucleotide messenger RNA. RefSeq names its product cathepsin z, putative. The record is from RefSeq and is a predicted model, not a curated record. The coding region runs from base 1 to 2541 and encodes 846 amino acids. The transcript is spliced from 28 exons. Gene Ontology annotation, cellular component: lysosome. Lineage: Eukaryota; Perkinsozoa; Perkinsida; Perkinsidae. Gene Ontology annotation, molecular function: cysteine-type endopeptidase activity.
AUGUCCGACAAGAAUGCUAAUUCUGCCUCGGAUAUGUCCGAGCAGGAACGGAAGGAGGCCUUCAACAGAAUGCUAGAGGAAUAUGAGAUUUCCUCCAAGAUGAAGUGGCACGAAGUUGAGAAAAUCAUUAAAGACGAUUGGCGCUUUGGACUGUGCAGAAACAACGGUAUUGAGCUCGGUAUCAUUUAUGCUGAACGAAAGCAGUUCCUUUCCGAGUAUCAGAGCCGACGCGUUAAGUUUGAACAGACUGAGGGUCGUCAUCGAGAAAUGGCCGCGAAGAAAGAGUUCAGAGAGCAAUUGGAGCAGUGGCUGAACGCACAGAAGGAGGAAGAGGCGGAGGCUCAGAAGAAGGAGGCCGAAGUCGUGAACACCGAAGUCCCUUCUAUCAUUGAUGUGGCGAAGAAACCAGAGGAGGACUCGUCAGCUGCUUUGAUGGAAGAUGGCAGUCCUCUUACUUUCGAGAACGUCACGUUCCGAGAUCUGGCCUAUGCUUGGCGCAAGAAGGACUUCUGGAAGUUUGCUCAUGAAGAUGAUCUCGAUCAUAUAUUCCAAGACUUCAUGGACGAGAACGAGAAUAAGAUGCGAGACAUCAGCAGACGUGAUAGAAUUCGGAAGAUGGACAAGCUCUUCCUCGUGUACUCUAAGCAUCCUCAGGUCAAUAGACUAACCAAGUGGAAUGAUGUCUGCCACUUCAUGGCUGAGAAAUUUCCGGAGGAGUUCCGCAGUGUAGAGCCGCUGGAUAGACUGGCCGUCUGGGAGCGAUGGAUCAAGGAGGCCGAUGAGAAGUUCAAGGUCGAGAGGGAGAAGGCAAAGCGUCGGGCUGAACGCAAGCAUAGGGAUAAGUUCAGGGAGAUGCUGGUCCACGACUACAUGGAGCAAAUACACAAUGGUGUGUCAUGGUUCGAUCUCCAUAAGGAUAUUAAGGAUCGUGAGGCUUACAUUGAUCUUAUCGGCAGUCGGAACUCGAGCCAGCCCUAUGAUAUCUUCAACGACAUAUGCAAAGAAGUCCGUCGGGAGGCUCGGCAGAAGCGAGCACAGUUGGAUUAUCAAUCUGGGCACAUCUGGGACUUUGAUUAUUUAACCCAAGAUGCAGAGGUUAACCACGCUGUGGAAAUCGCUGGAUGGGGACAGGAAGCUGAUGGUACUCCAUACUGGGUCGCCCGGUUCUCUUAUGGUUCGGCGUGGGGUGAUCAUGGUUGGGCUAAGUUACAGCGCUCCCCGACUGGCCUCAUAGAGAACAGUGGAUGUGUCUGGGCGACGGUGAACCCGGCUGCUUGGAAGGACUGGUCACUGUACCCUGAUACUAAGUAUGUCCCUCCCGCUACGGCACCGAUAGGAAAGCAAGAAUAUGUGGACUCCAUCAACACUGUAAACGGUCCUACUCCCAUAGCUGGAAAGGCGCAAGAGCAACAAGUCGUUAAGGACCCGAAACCACAGGACAUGGAUUAUUAUGCUGGCAGCUCCAACCGCGCUGGUGGCUACAAGGUCCCGCUCAUCGAGAAUAGAUGUUCAACCUACUCAAUGGUGUGCAGUAUGGACCCCACAUGUCAGUGCGACCCGGGUUAUUAUAAAACUUACGACGCCCGUUCUGAGGACAAUGGGAAGUGUUAUCUAUGUGUUCCUCGAGUCGCUGGAAAACAAAUCCCGGAUGACGGGGAGAAGCUCCCAGAAUCUUGGGAUUGGCGUAAUGUGAACGGCAAGAACUACAUCACUUUCAACCGUAACCAGCAUAAUCCUGAAUACUGUGGUGGCUGUUGGGCGUUCGCUGUGACCUCUGCCUUUGCCGACCGCUUGUCCAUCGGAGCGGGGGCUCGCUGGCCGAAUAAAGCUAUUUCACCACAGCAGGUCAUCAACUGUCGUGGUGGCGGAGACUGCUAUGGUGGUGAGAAGAUCGGCGUUUACGAUUUCUUCUUCGGUUUUGGAGCGGUGCAUGAUACUUGUCAUAAUUACGCUGCUAAGAACUAUAAAGAUUUCAGCGAGUGGUGCCCGGCCCAGGCUAGGUGCCUGGAAUGCGCUGAGGGCGGUAAAUGCCGUCCAACCCGACACUACCGAACCUGGUUCGCCACGGAUUAUGCGAGGCUAUUGAACGGCACUGAUCAGAUCAAGCGUGAGAUAUGGAAAAGAGGUCCUGUUAGUUGUGGUGUUGAUGCCACGAAGCAAAUGGACGAUUACACUGGUGGGGUGUUCUAUCAGAACAAGGCUGAACCAAAGAUCAAUCACGAGGUCGGUCUUGUCGGUUGGGGUCGCGAGGAAGGGACGAACGACGAAUACUGGAUCAUGCGGAACUCUUGGGGUACCUUCUGGGGCGAAAACGGUUUCAUGCGGAUCAAGUUCGGCAACCUCAAAAUUGAUUCGGACUGCAGUUGGGUUGAGCCGAGCAAAGAUAUCGCGGGCAAAAUCGUCCCAAACGCGCCCUUCACGAUAGGGGAUGCGUCAACAGGUUGGACGGCGGCUACAUAUUUUGAGGACGAUUAUUGGAAGAACGCGCCUGACUAUCAUGCAGUCCCUGAGAAUCUCGACCAAUCUGUUGUCACCGUUUGACGUGACGUUCUCAACUUUCAUUAUGAAAAGCCCUCAUAGGGCGACAGUUCUGAACAUAUUAUAGUGCAAUAUUACAUUGCUAAUUAGUUGUGGAUUUUUGAUUGUGUCGAUCGUGACGCAUGUCGAUGCGUCUGGUCGGCCAAACUUCGUCGUCAGACGGGACUAUAAUCCCGGUGAUCUCUGAAACAGUCUCUUGGUGUCGUAGUAUUAUUAGUAGUGCUAGCCAGUCUAGCCAUUGUAGUAUCUGGUACUGCGUCA